Diospyros lotus (date-plum) is the source of this 2908-nucleotide messenger RNA. Its product is annotated as (DL)-glycerol-3-phosphatase 2. Lineage: Eukaryota; Viridiplantae; Streptophyta; Magnoliopsida; Ericales; Ebenaceae. Bases 8 to 691 code for a protein of 227 amino acids. Gene Ontology annotation, molecular function: sn-glycerol 3-phosphatase activity. The record is from RefSeq and is a predicted model, not a curated record. The transcript is spliced from 6 exons. Gene Ontology annotation, biological process: glycerol biosynthetic process.
UCAUCAGAUGGUGUUAAAGUUGGCUCUUUCUUCCAUUUUGGUUUUGCGACAGAAUCCCAAUUGCCAUCUCCUAUCCUCCGCAACAAUGGCGAAUCCUACGAGCAGCCUUCCAAGCAAAGCGUCUAUUACUCACGUCAUAUUUGACAUGGACGGCCUCUUGCUCGACACAGAGAAAUUCUAUACUGAAGUCCAGGAGAUUAUACUUGCAAGAUACAAUAAAACUUUUGACUGGUCUCUGAAGGCGAAAAUGAUGGGAAAGAAAGCAAUAGAAGCAGCUCAUGUCUUUGUUGAAGAGACUGGAAUAAGUGAAUUGCUUUCAGCUGAGGACUUUCUCACAGAAAGAGAGGAUAUGUUGCAGAGCCUGUUUCCAACAAGUGAGCUAAUGCCAGGGGCAAGCCGCUUAAUCAGACACCUCCAUGCAAGUGGAAUACCAAUUUGUUUGGCAACUGGCUCUCACAGACGGCACUUCGAACUGAAAACACAAAGACAUCGUGAGCUUUUCUCAUUGAUGCAUCAUGUUGUUCUUGGUGAUGAUCCAGAAGUUAAACAAGGCAAGCCAUCACCAGAUAUAUUUCUGGCUGCAGCCAAAAGAUUUGAGGGUGGCCCAGUAGAUCCCAAAAAUAUUCUUGUUUUUGAAGAUGCACCAGCUGGAAUUUCUGCAGCUAAGAAUGCUGGGAUGAUCAAACAAUAACCCUUGCAAUGCUUUUUACACUUGGGCUGAAGCAAUAACCCUUACAACUAAAAUAAGAUGAAGCCGCCAUAAAGGCUAAAGCAGCAACCUCUAGAAAAAUAAAGACAACUUGCCAUACCCAUUGUUUACAAUGCCCCUGUCCAAGUCGCAAGUAGAUGAGAGAUUGAACUCAUCCGUGGCCGGCAACUUUUUAAAACUGUGAGGUUGAGCCCAUCUUCAAUCAACUUUGGACCCUUGGCUGCUACUUGUUUUUACCCAAAUUGAUAAAACAUAAGUCUGUGAACCAACUUUCAGAACAAUUUGCUCAAAUCUGGAGAAGGCAUUUAUCUUCCACUUCUCCUAUUUCCUUGAGCAACAGGAGAUUGUUGGUUUAUUUUCGAUUCAAGUUUUCUAGCGGUGCAUCAAAUAGCUGCUUGCUUCUUUGUAAAACCCUAACUUUGGUGAUGUGGGAGCUUGUUUAAGAUUCCUCAAUCAACUCGCUUCAACAGAGAUGUUGUCCGAUGACCAACAAAUCAUGGGCAAGUCUGCUGCUGCUUUAUAAAGUCUUUUUUGCCUUCUCUGGUUGGCCCUUGGCUUGCGACCAACCGCCUACAUCUUGAUGCUGGAGUGCGGUGCUGUGCUGCACCCUUUCAUCUUCUCCAACAAUUGCGAUGGCUGUUCAGGUUUUGUGCUGCAAACCCUUUUGUCUUCCCCAUCAAUCUCCGUUCUGCGACCCUUUGCUUUCUCCGUUGUGACUGUGGUCAGUUAUCCCUUUGAUGGCAACGGUGACGGUUGUGGUUGUGACUGUGGCGAUGGCGGACGAAGUUAAAGGAGAUGACCGGAGAUGGGCAGUGGCCGAAGAUGGCAGAGAACUUAAUCAUCUUCACUGCAUUCAUUACAUUCAUGACUUUUUUCGAUCUGAUGAGGCCUUCCUGGGUAACUUAACUGGCUAUGAAACAUCAGGUUGGAGAGGGACUCUAUGUUCGUCGGGGUGGUGGGGACAAAAUGAGGGGUUGUUGGGGUGGGUGUUGUUUGGGGUUUGAAGGUGUAUACCGAAAAUGUGGGAUGUUUUACCAUGCUCAUCUUUUUAAAGGUAAGGUUGAUAAUAGAGUGAGCUUUUGGUUGGACAGCAUCAGCAUUGAUGGGUGUCCAGUCCUUACCCUUUGAGCUUGCCAGUGAUGAGGAAGUUGAGGUACCUAACUCUUUCUCUUCCUUACUGGUAAGCCUGCAUAGACUGUUCAAUUUAGGAGGAAUUUGCAGGAUUAAGAGUUGGGUUCAAGGGCUACUCCUUUUUCCUUGUUACACAAUGUUAUGGAGAAAAGAGACUGUUUUUGUGCCACAAUGGCAGCAAAAAUUUUACGACAGAAAAGAAUAAAUGCUUAUGCUUAAACCAUUUGAACGAGGAUAAAGCCAUGGGAACUGAAGGAUUUUCAUUGUUCAUCGUGGAGUAUAAAAUAAUAAUUUAGGCCCAUCUAGUUGUGUCUAGUCUUGCAAUCAACUUAGCUUUCAUGACUAUUAAGCGGUCAGAUGACCGUGCAAGCUUGGCACUUUUUAAUGAUAAAUUCAGUAAAUUUACCCUUUUCCAAACAAAAACUCAUCCCCCAAGAUGAUCAAACUCCCUUCUAUUGCACGAGGGAUUACUUAGAGACGGAAUUUUUCCUUGAUUGCUUGUGUGAUGCAACAAACUUGGCUAUUUUUCUGGAUACUUCCACAUCUAUUUUUGCACACUACCAACUUCAGUUUCUUUCACAUAUGGAGAAGUUUCCGGUAGUGGGGUUGAAUGUCAUCCAACAGUCCUCUUGAGCUAUUAUAUUUUUCUCACUGGCUUACAAGCUUCAAUACAAUAGCUGGUGGUAUGUUAAGUUGCUUGAUGAUCAUUAAUUGACCUCCUUUUAUUGAUGCCCCACAUUGUCCUUGUUGAUCUGUAUCAAUAUUGUCAAUUUGAUACAAUUCCAUUCACAGUGUAGAACAUUCUUGAGUGAGAACGGCUGAAGCUGCAUGUAGUUAAUUGAGAAUAUUUCAGAUGGAACCUCCUCCAAUCUGAUUAUUGUUUACCUGUGGGAUGAUCUCAUGCUUUUUCCUUUUCUUUUCUUGUUGUUCUUUGCGUUUGAUGCUUGAAUAAUGUUGUUUUUUGGAGAUAAACAUGCAUUUUCUAUUCAAAACCAUUCUUCUUGAUUCCUGAUUAUGAACUUAUCCUCUUUAAGUUCUUGUUUUUGCUAAUUCUUUUGUCACACGUAC